ACGAGUACCUGGUGUUCGACCCCACCCGAUCUCCCAAUUAUGAGUUGUUCAUGGUGCCCAAGGUUCCUUACAAGCUGCGCGAGGAAGAAGAAUGCGAAUGGCCGCCGUCGACAUUGAUCCUGCCUGUGUUUUCAUCCAAGACUGGUUCUUGGGAGGAGAGGGCAUUUGAUCGGGAAGGGGAUGCUGCAGGGACGUUACCAGCCAUGGUUGGGUCAACUCCAUUUUGUGAUCAUCAGUGUGGCUACUGGCGAGGAGCACUUUACGUAUGCUUCUCCGAUUGCUUUGUCAUGAGAAUAUCACCAUCGGACAAUAAGUAUCGAGUAAUUAGAAUGCCCACGGAAGAUCCAGGAGAUACACAAUUUUAUCUAGGAAAAUCAAACAACGGGAUAUAUUGUGCAUCAUUACCAUCAUUUCUGAGGCCCCAAAUUUUGGUUUGGUUUCUUAACGAACGGUACUGUGGUCAAACCGAGUGGGUGUUGAAGCAUGAUAUGGACAUUUCCCACAUCCUGCCGAAUCUGAACUAUGAUGAGCAGCAGCGUGAUGGACCUUGGGUCUUACAACAUUAUAAUUAUAGACCUUUUAAUUUUAAUUAUGAUGAUGAUGAUGACGAAGACGAUGUGGAGCUCGAGCCAAUAGUGGAAGAGAAAUUCGAGAAAUUUGAGUGGGACUCUGACAAUGAUAAUGUUCUUGAGCCUGGAAGUAUGCGCGAGAAUUGCUAUAUCUAUUUCCUUGGAUUUCAUCCUUACAAAGAUAUCGUCUUCUUAGGUGAUGAAUUUGACAGAGUGCUAGCCUAUAAUUGGAGUAGCUCAAAGCUUCAGGAUUUGGGCAAAGUUUUCACAGAAUUUUAUAUUCGUCUUACUACAUACAGAUUGCAUUGUUCCCUGAAAAAUAAAAUUCAUAUAUCUCCACUUUAAAUUUCCUUAUUUUCCCUUCUGUUGC
Messenger RNA from Oryza sativa Japonica Group (Japanese rice), 939 nucleotides. RefSeq names its product putative F-box/kelch-repeat protein At3g17280. Lineage: Eukaryota; Viridiplantae; Streptophyta; Magnoliopsida; Poales; Poaceae. The record is from RefSeq and is a predicted model, not a curated record. Gene Ontology annotation, molecular function: protein binding.